GUAAGCAACGCAAUAAUCCUUUCUGGUGAAGGUAGGGGCCCCUUCCCGCUCGCGCGCCCACACGUUUCCAAGCUCGAAGCGUGCAGGCAGCACGACAGACGGCGCGCCGCCGCACCCACAGGGAAGAAAGGACUGGCAGUCAUGUGCAGGGAAGGCGUGGAGACACGCAGCACGGGCGCAGCUGACGCAGAAGGCAAGGGCAAAGGCAAGGCCGCCGCUGCUGCUGCCAGCGAUGGCGACCGGCCAACGAACAGUGCCUCCACAGCCAAGACUGCCGCCACGAGCUCGCAGAGAGAUAGGCACGCGUGGGCGUCCCCGCCGCCCAGUGGACCGGGCAUGCUACAAGAUCUCGCCCAGACGCUCGCCUCCGCCGUUAACGGCAAGAGCGGUGGCGCGGCACGGCUCGAUAGCACUCACGCCGCCACUGCUGAAUUGGCGAGAGCUAGCUCGAGCCGCGCUUUCGACACCGCGGCCGGGGGUACUGCUAUACGUGGUGGAUCGGGGAGUACAUUCAGACUGCAGCAGCCGCAGGUCGGCUCAGACACGGAAACGGACGCAUCGUACGCUGCCUUCGCCGUAAAAACGGCAGGAGGAGAUACAGGUGUAAGGACGAGCACUAGCUCGACUCUGCAUCCGACUACUUCCUCCUUCCUCUCACUCGACCGGCACAGUGGCGAAAGCAGCGCCGCUUCCCGAGUCCAGCUCGCCGCGCCAGGCAUAUACAGCUCCUCAGGGGAACUCGACGCGUCCUUGCAUGCGUACGUCCGAGCUUCUUCGCUGUCAGUCUUCUCCUCUCUUUUCGAAGAAAAAGAAGAAGGAAAAGAAGAGCAAGCGGACUCGCUCGCGGACCAAUUCUAUCAAAGCGCUGUGUUGGAUGGCAAGCAUGACGCGAGAGGCACGGAAGCGGUAGCGGAAGUGGACGCAUCUUUCGAGCAUGUCUGGGCCGCGCAUUCUGCAGGAACACAGGCGCCUCCUGCGUCUUUGUCCCACACCGUCGCGCCGGUAUUCUCAAAACCUGGAGCGGGCCAUGACGAAUUCAUGUCGCUCCUAGCGCAGGAAGAAGCACAGCUCGGGCCCGUCUCGCAGGAGCCAUCCGGUCUGAUUCAUGACUUGGCCGUCCCGUCCUUGCGCUCUCCUCUAUCGCCGUCGCCAGCGUUGGCAGGCGGUGAGGAACGCCCAGCGCCGCGCACACCCAGCCAGUUCUUCAUGCGGCAUGUUUUUCCCCGCGGGCACAGCAAUGCAGCGGCCAUGACCAGCGAGCAGUACAACCUGCACCUCGCGCUCGACGCGCAGCAGACAGCGCAGGGCGCAGAUGCCGAUCCGGCGCGCCUUGCGGAGCGCAUCGUUCCACCUGAUACCAAUGCCGCGGCGCGGAAAGGCGUCUAUGCGCUCACGCCUGAAGAGGCUUUCAGGCAUAUUUUGCAGGGCACAGAACUGCAACAGACGCAGCAGGAAGGAGCUGCCACAGCGCCUUUACGUUCCGUUGCAUCUGAGGUGGAGCGGCUUAAACGGCACCUGCCUCGUGAGACGUAUGUCGACGUGAGUCUCCCACGUUUCCACAUCUAUGGAGAAAAAGUAUAUUGAUGCUGGAGAUCGCGCCUCCCCCCAUGCAGCAAGUCUAUGGUCUGCCCCCGCUGCUCGCCAAAAUGCUGCAGGAAGCCGAGAUGCCGUCGGAGCCCGAAGAGUCGCAAGAGACAAAGGGUCGGCGUGCCCUCGCAGUUCGGCGCUUGCAAGCUCUGCGUCGGCAUCUG
Tilletiaria anomala UBC 951 is the source of this 1751-nucleotide messenger RNA. RefSeq lists its product as uncharacterized. The transcript has a single exon. Lineage: Eukaryota; Fungi; Basidiomycota; Exobasidiomycetes; Georgefischeriales; Tilletiariaceae. The coding region runs from base 142 to 1584 and encodes 480 amino acids. The record is from RefSeq and is a predicted model, not a curated record.